Molecule: messenger RNA, 2541 nt
Organism: Cuscuta europaea
Lineage: Eukaryota; Viridiplantae; Streptophyta; Magnoliopsida; Solanales; Convolvulaceae
Source: the annotation of a GenBank genome assembly
AUUGAGGAAAACCCUUGAAGAAAUUGAAUACAGUGAAUUUAUUGUUUAUGAGUGGACACUAUUCUUUCAGCCAUGGAAGCGGCCCUCUUGAAGUGUUGCAGACCAUUGAUUCCUGUCCUUGACUCGCAGAAGUUGAUCCCCUUGCGCCGCAUCAAACUCUUCUCCGCCGCCGGCAGAGGCAGGUUUGUGCCUUUUCUCACCAGAACAAGGUUUAUGGUCAGGUGUUUCGGCUCUUCAUCAGGGCAUACGUUUAGUACAGAGAACAGCAAUACAUGCGGAGGUAAAAAUGGAAAUCAGCUGAUGAACCACCAGUUAUGGCUUUACAAUACAAUGAGCAAAGAGAAGGAGAUGUUCAAACCCAAAGUACCUGGAAAAGUCGGAAUGUAUGUGUGCGGUGUAACAGCUUAUGAUCUUAGCCACAUUGGCCAUGCUCGUGUUUAUGUCUGCUUCGACGUUCUCUACAGGCAGGUACCUUAAACAUUUGGGAUACGAAGUCAAUUAUGUACGCAAUUUCACUGAUGUUGAUGACAAGAUUAUAGCAAGAGCAAAUGAGUUGGGUGAGGAUCCUAUCAGUUUAAGCAGGCGGUAUUGUGAAGAGUUUCUUCUUGACAUGUCAUAUCUUCAUUGUCUUCCUCCUUCGGUGGAGCCAAGAGUCUCUGAUCAUAUGCCCCAAAUAGUUGAUAUGAUACAACAGAUUCUUGAUAAUGGGUGUGCUUACGCAAUUGAUGGUGAUGUCUACUUUUCUAUAGACAAAUUUCCAGAAUAUGGAAAAUUAUCUGGACGAAAGUUGCAAGAUAAUAGAGCAGGUGAGCGAGUUGCAGUGGAUACAAGGAAGAAAAACCCUGCAGAUUUUGCUUUGUGGAAAUCUGCAAAGGAGAGAGAGCCUUUUUGGGAGAGUCCGUGGGGUCCAGGAAGACCUGGAUGGCAUAUUGAGUGCAGUGCGAUGAGUGCUACAUAUUUAGGGUACUCUUUUGACAUACAUGGUGGUGGGAUUGAUCUUAUAUUUCCUCAUCAUGAAAAUGAAAUUGCCCAGAGUUGUGUGGCAUGCACCAAAAGUAAUAUAAGUUAUUGGAUGCACAAUGGAUUUGUCAAUAUUGACUCAGAGAAAAUGUCAAAAUCACUUGGAAACUUUUUCACAAUUCGGCAGGUUAUUGAUAUAUAUCAUCCAUUGGCUUUAAGACUUUUCUUAAUGGGGACACAUUAUAGAUCACCUAUUAAUUACACAGUUGCACAGCUUGAGAGUGCAUCUGAUCGUGUUUUCUACAUAUAUCAGACAUUAUAUGAUUGUGAAGCUGUUCUCGCUCAGCAUAGUGGAUGUUGGAUGGAUUCUGUUCCUUUAGGAACUGCUGAGUGCAUAGAGAAGUUUCAUAAUGAACUUCUGACUUCACUAUCUGAUGAUCUGCAUACUCCUGUUGCUCUGGCUGCAAUGUCAGAUCCAUUGAAGAUGAUGAAUGAUCUAUUGCAUACUCGCAAGGGUAAGAAGCAAGGAUUGCGAAUAGAAUCACUUGUUGCUUUAGAGAAGACAAUAAGGAGUGCUCUAUCCAUUUUGGGGCUCAUUCCAAGUGAUUACUGUGAGGUUCUACAGCAGCUAAGAGAGAAAGCACUAACGCGUGCGAAUUUGAGGGAAGAUCAAGUUUUUCAUAAAAUAGAAGAAAGGAUGUGGGCAAGAAAGAACAAAGAGUAUGAAAGAUCUGAUUCAAUUCGAAAAGAAUUGGCAGCUUUAGGCAUUGCUUUGAUGGAUAGUCCAGAUGGCACAACUUGGAGACCUGCUAUCCCUCUAUCCUUUCAAGAUUGUGAAUAGUUUUUUUUUUUUACUUUCGGAAACUAUGAAUAAGUUUAUGUGUUGAUGAAGAACCUUUACACAUAAGGGUUUGAAACUCAAUGGAGUGAGUUUCAGCCCUGAUUACUCCAGACUCCCCAGACCCCCUCCCUAGACCCCCUGUAGUAAAAAAAAGGAACCUUUACAACAACUGAGCCUAAAUUCCAAAUCACUUGUGUUGUGCUCUGUUGCCCCGGGUGGGUAACCUUUGGAGUUGAAACGAAGCAGGUGGGUGAGUUUAACUUCAAUCUGCACCUCUUUGGCCCAAAAUCUGCGAUGAGCGUGUAACGAGUUUGAGAACGAUUUGCCCUUUGUACAUUAGAAAAAUCGGUCCACAUCAUAGGACAAGAAAGUAUUUCAUUUUUUAUGCUCCAAGCUUCCAUGUGUUGUUUCUUUGAUCAUGUGAAGCUGAACUGUAAAAAAUUAAUGAAAACAGUGUGAGGGCCACAUUGUCAAUCUCAAAAGCCAGUUGAAACAGGCUGAGUCACCAAAUAAAUUUGAUCGUGGGGCACAAAAUGGUGCCUUUUCAGAACCUUGGCAAAAGAUGGCGUCCAAAUCUAUUAAAACACUAGUGCAGGUGGCAGGUACAUUUGGGUGGCGGAGACAGGUCAUGAUUCUCCUUGGGCUAAAACAUUUAUUUCAUUCAAUCUUUCCGCCUUUAAUGAAAAGGAGCUGUAUCUAUAUGACAAGUAGUUUUCUCCCUCUGUAGAGGGAUUCACCAG